This is a messenger RNA of Triticum dicoccoides, 1384 nucleotides long. Its product is annotated as protein SRG1-like. Bases 40 to 1080 code for a protein of 346 amino acids. The transcript is spliced from 4 exons. NCBI's taxonomy places the organism in Eukaryota, Viridiplantae, Streptophyta, Magnoliopsida, Poales, Poaceae. The record is from RefSeq and is a predicted model, not a curated record.
GUAGACAGAAGACUUGGAACUAUCCUCAAGGAACAGGAGAUGGCAUCUCUCCCUGUCCCGAGUGUGCAGGCCAUGGUGGCGGCCACCGGUGGAGCCGACGUGCCGCCAAGGUAUCUCCGUCCGGCAGAGGCGGUCGCUGGCGACAGCGAGGCCCAGAUCCCCAUCAUCGACUACCAGAGGCUGCUGCUGGAGCUGGAGCUGGACCGCCAUGGCGAGGAGUCUGCACGCCUUCACGGGGCCUGCCAGGACUGGGGCUUUUUCCAGCUGAUUAACCACAGCGUCCCAGACGAUGUGGUGGAGGGAAUGAAGGCCAGCAUCCAGCAGUUCUUUCAGUUACCCAUGGAGACGAAGAAACAGUUUGCUAUGGAGCGAGGGCAGCUGGAAGGCUACGGUCAACUAUUCGUCUUCUCGGAGGAUCAGAAGCUCGAUUGGGCUGACAUACUUUACCUCUACACACAGCCACAUGAGAGCAGGAACACCAAGCUCUGGCCAGACCAGCCUGCCAACUUCAGAUCGAUGCUGGAUAGAUAUUCUGGUGCUGUCAAGGAUGUAUCAGACUCCCUUUUGGCCACGAUGGCAAAGAAUUUGGGACUGAAAAGAGAAGCGAUCGCUGACAAAUGCAUCCGUGGAGUGCAGUCUGUCAGAAUGAACUACUACCCCCCAUGCGCCCAAGCUGAGAAAGUCGUUGGCUUAUCCCCGCAUUCUGAUGCUGGUCUCCUAACCCUUGUCCUCCAAGUGAAUCAUGUCCAGGGCCUGCAGAUCAAGAGGAACAACAGGUGGCUUCCAGUCAAGCCUGUCCCGGGCGCUUUCAUCGUCAACAUCGGAGAUAUGUUUGAGGUCUUCACGAACGGGAGGUACAAGAGCAUCGAGCACCGGGCGGUUGUCGACCCGAAGGAAGAACGGCUGUCAGUCGCGGCGUUCCACUUACCAAACAUCCACGCCAUUAUAAGUCCUCUGAAGGAGAUUGCGGCACAUGAAGACGAUGGCUACAAGACGUUGGACCACGGGAGCUUCAUGAAGCUUUUCUACACGACAAAGCUCGAGGGGAAGAGCUUCUUGGAGAGGCUGAAGCUAAACUAGCUGGCCAGCAGCUGAAUGCUACCGUAUAUCAGGUAACAAGCCAUAUUGGUGCAGGCACCGUUGAUUCGCGUCCAUGCAUCAUUCUUGUAUCAGAUGCUCAGAUAGUUGACACAUGUAUCGGUUUGCACUUUGCAACCAAUCAUUCUCUGGAAUUUAGUUUCCGAUAGCUAGUCGCCUUGUUAGAGGCACAUAUUUUGUGGUUUCAGUGUGUUCUGUAACUCUGUGCAAACCUUUAUUUAUGUCACCUAAUCGCAUUCGAUAGAUUGUUGUUUCUACCAGUCUAUAUAUCCACUGUUAGUUCCUC